Molecule: messenger RNA, 1122 nt
Organism: Postia placenta MAD-698-R-SB12
Lineage: Eukaryota; Fungi; Basidiomycota; Agaricomycetes; Polyporales; Adustoporiaceae
Exons: 9
Coding region: 8-1033 (341 amino acids)
Biological process (GO): L-valine biosynthetic process
Molecular function (GO): ketol-acid reductoisomerase activity
Source: RefSeq, a predicted model, not a curated record
CACUGACAUGCCUUCCGCUAAGAUUUACUACGACGCAGACGCCGAUCUCGGUGUCCUCACGGGCAAGAAGAUCGUCUUCCUGGGCUUUGGUAACCAGGGAGCUGCGCAAGCUCAGAAUCUGCGCGAUACGGGGAUUCCCAACGAGCAGAUCCUCAUUGCGAACCGAGUUGAUUACUAUGCGGAUGACGCAAGGGCGAAGGGCUACACCGUCGAGCACGAUUUCGCAAAGGCAGCGAAGGUCGCAGACGUUGUCUUUAUUCUCAUCCCGGACCAGGUCCAGCCCCGUGUCUUCAACGAACAAUUUGCCCCCAACCUAAAGGACGAUGUGACAAUUGUGGUUGCAAGUGGCUAUAAUGUGUUUUUCAAACUGUUGAAAUUCAAGCCCUCGCAAGACGUUGUCAUGGUUGCGCCCAGGAUGAUCGGCUCGUCUGUGCGGAGUCUGUAUGUUAAGGGCCAAGGAUUCCCCUGCUUCGUUUCCGUCGAGCAGAAUGGCACGGGCAAAGGCCUUGAGUCUGCGCUUGCGCUGUCCCGUGCCAUCGGUGCGACGAAGGCAGGAGCCAUCGCGUCAUCCGUCUAUGAAGAGACUGCUAUGGACUUGUUCGCCGAGCAGGCGCUCUGGCCGAACAUCAUCAUGCUGUUCACGGAGGCCUUCAAUCUCUUGAAAGAAGCUGGAUGCUCGGACGAGGCACUCUGCUACGAGAUGUGGAUGUCAAAAGAGCCCGCUGAGAUCUUCGAGCGCGCAGCAGAGGACGGCUUUGUUGCCCAGCUCAAGCACCACUCCACGGUCUCACAAUACGGUCAGUUGAGCGGUGCGCAAGCCCUCGACGGGACCAGUACACGCGAACACUUCAAGAACAUCUUGUACAACCAGAUUCUCAACGGCAAGUUCUGCGCUGCAUUCAGCAAAAUUGAGCUGGACCUUGAGAAGGAAGGCGACGAGAACCCGUUGAACCAGUUGUACAAGAAGUCGGACGAGUUGGAGCUCGUCAAGGCGGAGAAACGAGUGCGAGCUCGAUUGGCGGAUCUUCUCUAGAGCCAUCGUAUAGAACGUUGGAUGCAGUAGAAUACCAGGAAAAUCGUGUACAAAUAUGAUGUCAGGAUUUGAUUCAUGUCUCCUGGCUC